Messenger RNA from Gymnodraco acuticeps, 1518 nucleotides. RefSeq names its product transgelin 3b (gene tagln3b). The coding region runs from base 131 to 730 and encodes 199 amino acids. The record is from RefSeq and is a predicted model, not a curated record. The transcript has 5 exons. Gene Ontology annotation, molecular function: protein binding. Lineage: Eukaryota; Metazoa; Chordata; Actinopteri; Perciformes; Bathydraconidae.
CGGACAGGAUCCCGGCUCUGCUGCAUGGAUGCUCAGGCUCAGCAUCCUCAGUCUGCACAGCUCAGCGGAUCUGACACACUGACCGGACACCCUCUCCAGGCCACUUUACACUACACACUAGAGAGCUGCCAUGGCGAACAGAGGGCCGAGCUACGGCCUGAGCCGAGAGGUGCAGGCGAAGAUCGAGCAGAAGUACGACGUGGAUCUGGAGCAGCGGCUGGUGGACUGGAUCGUGGCUCAGUGCGGAGGAAACAUGGAGAGGCCGCAGCCCGGCAGGGAGAACUUCCAGAAGUGGCUGAUGGAUGGAACAAUCCUCUGUAGGCUUAUCAACAGCCUGUAUCCGAGGGGAAAGGAGCCUAUCAAGAAGAUCCUAGAGACACAGAUGGCCUUCAAACAAAUGGAGAAGAUCUCUCAGUUCCUGCAGGCGGCUGAAGCGUAUGGAGUCUCGACCACUGACAUAUUUCAGACGGUGGACCUCUGGGAAGGAAAGGACAUGGCAGCCGUGCAAAGAACUCUCAUGGCUCUUGGUAGCGUGGCUCUCACUAAGGACGACGGGCAUUACAGAGGUGACCGAGACUGGUUCAACAGGAAAGCCCAGGGGUAUCGUCGGGAGUUCAGCCAGGAGCAGCUCCGCCAGGGUCAGGGUUUGAUCGGCCUGCAGAUGGGCAGUAACCGCGGGGCUUCCCAGGCCGGGAUGACGGGCUACGGCCAGCACCGUCAGAUCAUGUAGACCCCUUACUAACCCCUGCUUCCAGACCUUGUUUUUCUACCACAAACGCUGUAGCCCCGAAACCUCCAUUUCUUCUGUAGCACCUGCCAUGUCAACCUCAAUCUCCCUGGAAUUGCUGCUUUCCCAAACCUAGUGUUUUAUCUUGAAACAAAUGAUGUCAAAUGCUGUAGAUCUUAAAAGUCCCCUCGCUUGUGCCACAUGCUCUUCCUCCUCGUUGUCUAAUGUCCAAACCUAACGAGAAACCUUAAAGUCAUCAAUUUAGUCUCAUUCCUUAAUUUAGUAUUAGAAUCUCUAUACAAACCAUCAGUGUUAUACAUCUGAAAGCCACUGUUAAGGCAUGCUGUAUGCUAUUUAUUUCCAUUUGUGUAUUCAUUUAUCAUUGUUUUAAAAUGAUCUUUUACUGUGUAAUUGUUUAGCCUUAAACCUAAUGGAACUCAAUGAAUGACGACGUCUCUGCUAUCUUGUCUUGAAGACUUGUUGCAGUAUCCUCUGUAACCAAAUCGACCUCACGUUGUGCCUGGUUAUGGGACUACAGAGACUGAGUCCUGGUACUUAGAAAUGAGUUCCCUUCAUUCUGAGCCACGCCCAUGUUAUUUGUUCUUUCGAUCACAUCUUUAAGUCAAUGUGCAGCCGCCAACACGUGUGAAAGACCCCAUUUCUGGUGCCAGGUAAAGACAUUGCUUGAAUGUGCACUUUUAUGUGUUGUCAUGUUUAUAUUUUUAAAUAUAUUUAUACCUGGAGGCUUGUGAGAAGGAUUAUUGAAGAAAUAAAUAAAGGAUGUGAACAUA